Messenger RNA from Botrytis porri, 751 nucleotides. RefSeq lists its product as uncharacterized. The record is from RefSeq and is a predicted model, not a curated record. The transcript is spliced from 2 exons. Gene Ontology annotation, molecular function: oxidoreductase activity. NCBI's taxonomy places the organism in Eukaryota, Fungi, Ascomycota, Leotiomycetes, Helotiales, Sclerotiniaceae. The coding region runs from base 119 to 616 and encodes 165 amino acids.
CAAUUUGCCGAGUGAAUCACCUUAAAACAGAUGGUAUAAGGCUAGGUAGGUUGAUGGAAUCUUUCACGUUCAACAACCGCCAUCUAGUUUGUAUCGAUAAUCGACCAUUACUCACGCCAUGGCACCUCAACUCGAAAAGGUCUUGAAACUUACCUCAUUCCGUUACAAGCGACCUGAGUAUUCAGACAAGGAAUUCCACGAUUUCUGUACAGAUCAUGGAUUGAAAGCUGCCAAAAUCCAGCAAAGACACGGGGCUUUGAAGAUUGCUCAGUACCAUACACCACCAGCGUGCAAGAAACUCCUCACAGACAUGAUUCCUUUCGCACUUCAACCAGGUUGGGCCUUGGAGGAACACGAUCUCAUGGUCCAGGUGUGGGUACGCACGACAAAUGAUAUGGCAGCUAUCUUCACGGAUCCAGAAUUCCAAAUGUUGGUUGGAGGAAGUACCCCAGAGGUACAAGACAAGGCACAUAUUACAGCAGGUUGGGAGGAAGUUUUCGUGGAAGACAACAAAAUUGUAGAGUGUCCAUUUCCUCCAUAUGAGGAGCGUUCUGCCGUGGGCGCUGGUAGCACACUUUUUGGAUUGGAUCAGAUCGCACAGGGGACCAAGAUUUGAACAUUCACUAUGUAGAAACCAUUAAUCUUCCGUACAUCACGAGGGUGCGAAUAGUUCUAAAUUCGAUAUUCAAGAACGGUCAAUACCAAUACAACUCUUACUACCUAUGUAGUCAGUGUUUUCCUAUACAUCGUG